CGUAUGGCGCGGCGAGGGGACGGGGGACGAGUCCGGCGCCUGAGCGGAGCUUUACACUAAUAUGGGAUUUCGCAGCGUGGACGUGGGGGGGCGAGGUGAACUUCCACACACUUCUCUGACCUCUUGAGCGGCGCACCGAUCAGGGAAGACUGACCUCAGACCGUCUCUAGAGGCUCUCCACGUUAUUUCUUCUUGACUGGACUGGAAUGCAAAGAUGCCAAUCUUGGAGAGAGAGACGGCCAGGGACCGAGACAGCCAAGUGCUGCCAAAGGUCCCCGUGCCGCCGCUGAAACAAACCCUCGACACUUACUUGAAGUGUGUCCAACACCUGGUGACGGAGGGGCAGUUCAAGAAAACAAAGGCCAUUGUGGAGAAGUUCGGGGCUCCUGGAGGCGUCGGGGAGGUUCUGCAGAAGAAGCUUUUGGAGAGGAGGGACAAGACGACCAACUGGGUCUAUGACUACUGGCUGGAGGACAUGUACCUGAACAACAGGUUGGCGCUGCCAGUCAACUCCAGUCCUGUCAUGGUGUUCCCUAAGCAGACAUUCAGAGAUCAUAAAGACGCCCUCAGAUUUGCUGCUCGUCUCAUCAGAGGAGUGUUGGACUACAAGGCUCUCAUUGAUGCGCGGGCGCUGCCGGUGGAUUAUGCCCGAGGCCAGCUAGCUGGGACCCCUCUGUGCAUGGAGCAGUACUACCGCCUCUUCAACUCCUACCGCUACCCGGGGCUAAAGACAGACACGCUGAAGGUCCAGAUGAAUGCAGCCUCCUCAGCACCGGAGCACAUCAUCGUGGCGUGCAAGAACCAGUUUUUCGUGUUGGAUGUCGUCGCAAACAGCAAGCAGCUCAACGAGACGGAGAUCUUCUCCCAACUGGAGAAAAUCAAGAAAAUGGCAGAAAACGCAGAAGAGAGACUCCCUCCUUUUGGUAUCCUGACAUCUGACGGGAGAACCGAGUGGGCACAGGCCAGAGAGGCUCUAACAAAAGAUCAAACCAACAGAGACUCUCUGGCUCUGAUCGAGAGCUGUGCGUGUGUGGUGUGUCUGGAUGAGCCCAGUGGCCUCGAGCCCAGAGACACCAACAGGGCCCUGCUGAUGUUGCACGGUGGCGGCCGUGAGAAGAACGGGGCAAACCGCUGGUAUGACAAGUCAAUGCAGUUUGUUGUAGGAAUGGACGGGACAUGCGGAGUCGUGUGCGAGCAUUCGCCAUUCGAGGGGAUAGUAAUGGUGCAGUGCUCCGAAUACCUGAUGAAAUACAUAACAGGGAGUCCUUCUAAGAUGGCGAGGGCGUCCAGCAUCAGAGAGCUCCCCCCUCCAAGAAGGCUGCUCUGGAAAUGUAACCCACACAUCCAAGGACUCUUAGCAGCGUCUGGAGACAGACUCCAGAGGCUGGUGAAUAAUCUCGACAUGGAUGUUUUCAAGUUCAGCGCUUACGGGAAAGAAUUCAUCAAGAAACAGAAGAUGAGUCCAGAUGCAUUCAUACAAGUUGCCUUACAACUUGCGUUUUUCAAAUGCAGCAAAAGGCUGGUGUCCACCUACGAGAGCGCAUCCAUUCGGCGUUUCCAAGACGGUCGGGUUGACAACAUUCGUUCUGCCACCUCUGAGGCUCUGGCUUUUGUGGUGUCCAUGACAGAUGAGAGGGCCACUUUUACUGACUCAGAAAAAAUUAGGCGACUGAGGGACGCUAUUAACGCCCAGACGAAUUAUACAAUUGCAGCUAUUACAGGAAUGGCAAUAGACAAUCACCUCCUCGGGCUUCUGAAGAUCUCAAAGGAGCUCAACAUGGAGAAGCCAGAGAUCUUCUGCGAUGAGACGUAUUUGACCAGUAACCAGUUCAUCCUCUCUACCAGUCAGGUCCCCACCACAGUGGAAAUGUUCUGCUGCUACGGCCCGGUGGUGCCCAACGGCUACGGCGCCUGUUACAACCCGCAGUCAGACCACAUCAUCUUCUGCGUGUCUAGUUUCUGGGAGAACACAGAGACGAGCUCGGCCGUUUUCGUCAAAGCCCUGAACGAGGGCCUGUUGGAAAUCAGGGACCUAUGCAAUAGUAGCAGUGCCGUGGCUACCAAACCGGCUGGCAGCAGCCAGGGAGCCAGCCUGCCUCAUAAAUCAGGGAAGUAAGCCAUACUGAGAGAGCGGGCCACUCAAGCUGCCUCACUCAUACUUAGAUUUUAGCUUUAGACUCAGUAGUCUAGAUGCCUUUGUGUGUCUUUGUUGUCUGUGCAAUAGUGUUCCUUUAACAACGAAAUGCAAAGCCUUAAAGUUCAUAUAUACAGUAGUAUGUAAAUGUUAAAAAAUGUGAAUGAAAACUGGAAAAGUUUUAUUUUUUAUCUAUUUAUUUAUUUAUUUUUGGAUGUGUAGACGUCAUAAUCAUUUCGGGGUCCAACGCUGACCCUGCUUGACUCGGCAGACUGAGAUUAACUGGUCCACUGCCUUUAGGAAACUGAAGCCAUGCCUACUUUGUAGCACUGAUGAGAGCGGCAACUCCUCUUUCAGAGCGAAUCGAC
Messenger RNA from Epinephelus fuscoguttatus (brown-marbled grouper), 2502 nucleotides. Its product is annotated as choline O-acetyltransferase-like. Lineage: Eukaryota; Metazoa; Chordata; Actinopteri; Perciformes; Serranidae. Gene Ontology annotation, cellular component: cytoplasm; neuron projection. The record is from RefSeq and is a predicted model, not a curated record. Gene Ontology annotation, biological process: acetylcholine biosynthetic process; neuromuscular synaptic transmission. Bases 215 to 2116 code for a protein of 633 amino acids. Gene Ontology annotation, molecular function: choline O-acetyltransferase activity. The transcript is spliced from 15 exons.